Symbiodinium necroappetens is the source of this 510-nucleotide messenger RNA. The record is from the annotation of a GenBank genome assembly. Lineage: Eukaryota; Dinophyceae; Suessiales; Symbiodiniaceae.
AUGAUCUUGCGGAGCCUUAGACUAGAAUCGCAUUCCAAGCCAGAAGCCGGUUGGGCGAUGAGCAAUGCGUCUGCUGGGAGCAGCUGCAGUAGAGCACCGGAGGCCGAGGCCAAGCGGAGGAAGGGGCCGCUGCCGGUCUUUGUCUGCGAGUACCACGACGAGGCCCUUCGCUUUCUGCAUUUCUGCAUUCGGCGACGCAAGAUUCCCUUCGGCGAUCUGGCGAUGGUUCACCUGGACGCGCAUCCAGACCUCUCGGCAUCAACGCAGCUGGAUGCGGACCGAAUCUACGACAGCCCCCUGGAGGUCUAUGCGGCGCUGCGGGAGGAGGAUGGCGGCAUCGCCCAGUGGAUUCUCCCAGCCGUCUACGGAGGGCACCUGAGCAGUGUCUGGUGGGUUCGCCCUCCCGGGUCGCAGCAGAUUUCUGACGGCACUUAUCGCAACUCUGAUGCAGAGCCAAACCGUACAUGCAGUCUUGUUCGAGGGCUGAGGGCCUCGAAGGCAGAGGGCUGA